AUCUUGAUCACUUUGAUUACUACUCAUCACCAUUUUUCACCAUCACCAUGACCCCAAUACAACUUGCUCAGGAUUCAUUGUAUACACUGUGCUCGAACCUCACCUCCAGGCGUAACACUACUAAAAUCCAUGGUGAUACUCGCCGAGCUUGCGUUGCUAUCAUUAUUCGCUGGCGUCGUGGUCAAUACGAUCGUACGCCCAUUGAUGGAUCAAAAAAAGCUCAAAACUGGUUGGAAUUCAUUCAAGACAAGAUGGUCCAACGAGAUGGAGGGUAUCCUGAAGUCCUCUACAUUCGCAGAGCCAAACGCUCGGGAGAUCCAUGGUCUGGCGAUAUGGCAUUCCCAGGAGGACGUAAUGAAGCCGGGGAGACUGACCAAGAUACCGUUGUCCGAGAAGUUCGAGAAGAGGUUGGAUUGGAUCUUGAUUCCGACGACUAUGUAAAGCUCGGAUGUCUAGACGAUCGUGAACUUACUUCUCUACUUGGAGGCAAGCCGAUUAUGAUCUUGUCAACAUUUGUGUACCUACAAGUUGCUCCAGAAUCUCCUCAAAUCACCCGCCAAAAUUCAGAAGUAGCUGCCACAUACUGGAUUCCGCUGCAUCAUUUUCUCAAUACAAAGAUCCAUAUCUCCAGUCCCAUUAAGCUUCCAGUACUACCAUUGUCACCCAAAUUGCCCUCGGUCUUUGGCACUGUUGCAAUGCCAAGUAUGAUCGUACCGGUAAAGGAAGAAAACAUCGUACUCUGGGGACUCGCACUGACCAUGACUAGUGAGCUUGUAAGUUAUACCCAAAACACAAAAGAGAUCGCCAGGCACGGUCAUGUAGUACCACUGGUCCGCAUGACCAAAGCCUACCCAAAAUUGUCGCAAUGGGACUUGGAUGGAUUCGUCAGACUGUUUUGUUUUGCCAGCACAGGCUGGCGUGUACUCAACGGAGGUUACCAUUCUAAAAUUUCAACGUCAUGGGCCGGCGGCCCUUCUAUACCUGAUUACUAUGGUUCCGUACGACGGGCUCUGUACGUUGUUACCGCUCUUAGAGCGACUGCAGGUCUUACAGCAGGCGGCUUUUUGGCACACAGAAUCAUCAAAGCUGCGUAUGGCAGAAGCUAGCCUCUUUUCCUUCCCACCGUACCCCCCCCAAAAGCUGCAAAUGAGCUGACCCAAAGUGCUCACCUUUUAAAAAUACAUAUCUUUCUGUGGGCUUGGGUCUAAAUAUUCUCAUGCAGCUUAGGAACCCAAACUCCUAUAUACCUUGUCUAUACUUAUUUCUUGCAGAUAUCUUGUCUCUAUUAGUUCAAUAUUCCCCUCCCCCCAUUUUUUUCUCACAUAAUUUACCAAAUUGUCG
Umbelopsis ramanniana AG is the source of this 1341-nucleotide messenger RNA. RefSeq lists its product as uncharacterized. The transcript is spliced from 6 exons. NCBI's taxonomy places the organism in Eukaryota, Fungi, Mucoromycota, Umbelopsidomycetes, Umbelopsidales, Umbelopsidaceae. Gene Ontology annotation, molecular function: coenzyme A diphosphatase activity. The coding region runs from base 48 to 1106 and encodes 352 amino acids. The record is from RefSeq and is a predicted model, not a curated record.